Molecule: messenger RNA, 1053 nt
Organism: Paraphaeosphaeria sporulosa
Lineage: Eukaryota; Fungi; Ascomycota; Dothideomycetes; Pleosporales; Didymosphaeriaceae
Exons: 3
Coding region: 1-1053 (350 amino acids)
Source: RefSeq, a predicted model, not a curated record
AUGGACGAGCUCACGACCAAAAUGUCGAAAACUGCCAUACCACCUAAGACAAUGGUUCUGAAGCGGCCCGACAUUAGUCUCAACCACAUCUCCGAAUUCGUCACGCACAUUCCUCCGCCUGUAGAUGAGCGGACACGAAUCAUUGCAGUCUGUGGGUGUGUGGAUUUUGAAACGGCCUACGAAGUCUUCGACUUCGAUGAAGCAUGGUUGGUUUAUCAGCGACGUUUACGCCUUCAAGCACUUGCUCCAGAAUUCUGGUGCAGCAGCCGAGUGCUGGAUCACGGCCGAAGAGCCCCAGCAUCUGGUGACAAGAUACAACCAAUACCUACAUGCGUCGAAAAUGAUACGUUGGGAAGCAGUUGGUCUCAUAUUAGCACGCUCCCCAUGAUCAGCUUCCAGCAACGGUGGGAGAGCCUCGAAGAGGUCCUUCCGACCGCCGACCCAACAAGUUGGCUGAACCGAGACCCUUCCGCUAGCUCAGAAUUCAGUUCAAGUCAGUCGAGCGCGUCGAGUGAUUGGGAUCUGAGUGAUCUCUUCCAUCGAAUGGGCAGUAUGCCAGCAGCAUGGACGUUAGUAAAGCGACAAGCUCAACAGUACCUCGACAGCCACCCUGGAAGCGAUGAAUCAGCCAACAACAAGAUCCACGGCUUUCUGCGAAUGUUACUGGAUGGGCGGGCGCCGCGCACCAAUGCGAAUCUUCGUGCUGUUGAACAGGUUCUCGCAUUUCGAAUAAGCCUUUCAGCAAUCGUGACGGAGAUGGUCCAAGUCUCCGGACUCGGUCUUCCGGGUGGGAAGGUCUGUUCGGAAUUCAGUAUCGGUGGAUGGGAGCGUCUAUGCAACAAGAAACCCGAUCACAACAUCUCGAAGGCAUAUGACAUAGCUGCCGAUCUGAUAUACUCAAACGUUCUGCCAGACCCUGCCACCCGCGAGCAAGGUGAGCGAUGGAAUAAACCGCAUCGAUACAUUGCUGGCCGCCAUUGCCGCCAAUCCAAGCUUCAACACCACUCGAGAACAGGUGCAGACAGCGGUCAGACUGCUCGAGGCGAUCCAUGA